Messenger RNA from Platichthys flesus (European flounder), 2547 nucleotides. Its product is annotated as mpv17-like protein. Lineage: Eukaryota; Metazoa; Chordata; Actinopteri; Pleuronectiformes; Pleuronectidae. The record is from RefSeq and is a predicted model, not a curated record. The transcript has 4 exons. Bases 323 to 958 code for a protein of 211 amino acids. Gene Ontology annotation, cellular component: cytoplasm; membrane.
GGAGAGUCGGUUAUUCUUUUACGCGGAACGAGGCGAGCCGGCUGAUGACAGACUGCUGACAGACAGUGUCGGUGGAUGACAGCUCCUCACGUGCAAGUAUCCUCCUAUUGGUUCCGUCCACCAGAGAGAACGUGGCUGGUCGGAUUAUUAUAUUUCAUCGUGGGCAGCGGUACAGUAUCUGUGACCGGCACAGAGAUGACGGUAUGAUGGCGUCCCGGUAGCAGGAACAUUCCGCUAGCUCCCUCACAGACACCGUCAGCUGGGGUGACACAUUCCUCCUUCUGCCUGUUUGACUCCGCUUGUAUUCGAACGCUAAUCUGAAAUGUUGAAGGCGCUGGUGAGACACGUCCGUCGGUACCCGUGGGCCUCUAACGUCACGGUGUACGGGUGUCUGUUCGCGGGGGGGGACCUGGUGCACCAGCUGCUCUCGCGCAGGGACAACGUGGACUGGAGCCACACGCGCAACGUCGCCGUGGUCGGGUUCGGUUUCCAUGGCAACUUCAGUUUCUUCUGGAUGCGCUUCCUGGAGCGGAGGUUCCCCGGCAACUCUGCCAGGAUGGUGCUGAGGAAGCUGCUCCUGGACCAGUCCAUAGCCGGGCCCCUGGCCACCAGUGUCUUCUACACAGGUGUCAGCUUCUUGGAAGGAAAGGAGGACGUCUUUGAAGACUGGAGAAACAAAUUCCUGAAUACAUAUAGGACGGGGCUGAUGUACUGGCCGUUCAUGCAGUUUCUGAACUUUGCCUUCGUGCCUCUAUUCGUCCGGACCACUUUCACCGGCUGCUGCGCCUUCGUCUGGGCCAUAUUCCUGUGUUUCUCACAGCAGAGCGGCGAUGGCACGGCCGGUGCGGCUCUGAAAUGGAUGUUCUCCAAUCAACAGGAGGAAUCAGAAGCCACAAAGGAGAAAGUGGAAACUGAAGUCAAGGAGGGAACAGCAGCGCCUAAAUCUACUCAGAACUGAAACACGCUGGGCAGGAAAACACUGGUAUGAACAGGAUACGACUGGUCCAGUGGACAGUUGUCCUGUCUGUGGUUGUUGUUGCACUGGCACUGGCAGACUUUGACUCUAAAGUCUCACUGGGGACAAAGUAAAGUGUGACACAUGCUGUACAGUGGUUUUGGACUGUAUGUGUGUAUCUGCAGCAUAUUUUUCAAUACUUGAACAAGAUAUAUCAGUUCCAUGGGAAAAGACAUUCAAUCCUAUUCUUCCAUAGUCAUGCUAUAUUUCUCGGGUUUUAAUUCAAAAACCCACGUGAGGACUUUGAAUGUCUGGGACAGAAAGAGUAUCGAUGGAUGUUCCAGGUACUUCCGAUUUUCACCUAAAUGAAAAACUGGAACGAGUGGGGGAGAACAUUUUUAACACUAUGUGAAGUGGCAGCUAACACAUCAGCGCAGACCUGAAGGUUCAUAAAACUUGAAAAACUAUCAUUCUGAACAUUCAAAUAUGGCUCUUUCUUUAUGAGCAAAAGUGCUUUUUGUGACUGUUAUUUGCAUCUGUAACAGAGUGCCUGUCUGUAUUGAUUCCAGCUUACACUGGGGGCCCACUGCACAAGUACACAUUUUUACAUUCAUAUUUAUGUUACUAGGCGUUUUAUACAUAAGGACCAACAUGCACUGAGCAAACAGGAGGGCUGUGGAAGAAACUGUAAAAACAUCUUAAACAUAUCAUAAAACACAUUUUAACGUGUUUACUCUACAUCUAAAUAAGUGCUAGGGAAAUACUAAUGAAUAUCACUUUGAGUUUGUCUGAUUAUGAUUUAACAACUAUUAACAGCAUGGAUGUGGACUUGCUAUCUGCCUGAUGUCGUACUUGUACUUCCCAUGUGACACUGUGGAGUGUUGCUUUGCCCGGUUUGCAGAUUGUCUUAAUACAGUUUGCUACUAUAACCUUUUUUUCCCUCGUUUGACCUCUGUGAAAAUGUUUCGUUACAGGUUUUACUUGUCAGCAGUGACUCUUGAAAUGUAACAUCAGCUCCUUGCAGCAAACAGUUUUCUACAGAGGUCAUUUUAUAAAUAGAGAGCAGCUCAGUAUGAGACCUGACUGUUAUUCCUAUACAUAGAGUGUAAAGGUUUAUGGGAAACGACUCCCUUCUCUUCUCAGGUAGAUAACUAAACAUUCACACUUUUGCAUUUUUCAUCCGUGUUCCCACGUAUUACUGAAAGUCCUGAUGUAUCUAUUUUUGUCUUUCUCAGCUAAAUUUAUAAGGUGGUAAUGAUACUAAAGCGUUAGAAUUAGGGCACAGAAGAAAAACACUAAAAACGUUGUUUGAUCUCUGUUACUGUACCAUUUUGUGUAAAUUAAUUCUUGAUUACUUCUACACUGAUGAGCUACACUGGAACUGAAAGGUUAAAAUAUAAAUAUUCCAUUUGUUCAGUUCAUAUCAGCAAGUGAAAACUAGAAUAGUAAAAUUCUGUCUGAAUGUUUUUGACGGGUUUUAAUCACGAAGAACCACAUAAUAUAUCUGACACUAAUUUAAUUACAUUUUGUACUGUGAAUGCUAAAUUGAGAUAAACACUAUUUAUUGUUGAUUAAAAUGAAAACACCCCUUU